AUGAAGCGUCAUGAAGCCGAACCUCAACCUCAAUAUGCGCAAACCAAAGAUGCCUCCCCCCUGAGUCGUAGGCGGUCCGUCAGGAUGAAUAAGGGAAAGAUUAUGCGGAAGCUGCUGGGCCAGCCAGCUCCCUCCGCUAUCGAAAAUACAAGUGUCGACCAUGGCGCGGCCGAUUCUCCACAGCUUCGCCCGAGCGCAUCACAGAACACCACCUAUGCCGCGGGAGCACCCAUUGCGUGUCUAGACCGAUCCUCUGAUGGAAGCUGUGCUGUGAUUGCUGGCACGAAGGUGUUUAAGGUUUUGAGGAUAGACGGACCCACGAUCACUGAGGAACUUGACCUACGAUCCGCUAUCACCUCCUAUGCCACAUCUCACGACUUAUCCGCUGCAACUCCAGACCAGCUCAAUAUCAAGGCCGUCAAAUGGUCACACGGUGCCUUGGAUACGUCUAUCAUCACAGCAUCUGGCAACGGCCGGAUCACUGUAUACGAUCUCAACCGAGUCGGAGAAGGGCUGGAAACGGCGCGAAUACAUGAACACGCCCGCCAGGUCCACAAGCUCGCCAUAAACCCGUUUAUGUGUAAUUGGCUACUAUCAGCGAGUCAAGAUGGAACUGUUAGGAGUUUUGAUAUAAGGACCCCUUUCGUUGGUCGUAAUGGGCCCACCUUUCGGACAUGGCAGACUUUCAAAUGCAAUGCAGAUGCGGUACGAGACGUUAUGUGGUCGCCAACAGAUGGCAUGGAAUUUGCGUGCUGUACAGAUGCUGGAGUUGUGCAGAAAUGGGAUAUUCGAAAGCCUAGUGCUCCAGUUCUCAAACUCACUGCUCAUCAGAGUCCAUGCUUCUCGAUUUCAUGGCACCCCGAUGGAGAUCACCUCACAAGUGGUGGGGCUGACCAAUUUUGCCACGUAUGGGACUUAUCGAAGAAGGCAGACAGGAAUCAGAAACCAAGAUAUUCAUUUGCUACGCCAGCUCCCAUCUCUACGGUUUCUUGGCGGCCGGCAUGUUGGUCUGCUACAGCUCAAGGCCGAAGAGCCGCCCAAAUCGCUGUCGCCUAUGACGACACUAGUAUAACCAGAAACCAAACAUCAUCAGUGGAUCUCUGGGAUCUUGCUAGGCCAUCUAUGCCGUUCAAGCAGAUCGAUCAAUGGGAUAGCUCACCAACGGGAAUCCUGUGGAAUAGUCGGGACCUUCUAUGGGCUGUGGAUAGAGAAGGACGUUUUACCCAAACAGACGUUGUCUUUGCUCCCAAGGCCAUAGACCGGAGGAGUCUCUCGAGUUUUUCAUUCUCGGCAUCUGGUGAUGUGCUCAUGCUAUUGGAAGAACGACAGAUUCCCCAACGACGGUCGCGACCAUCGAUAAAGUCACCAGAAGUGUCACCGAAUUUUCAACCAAAUAGUUCUGCUGGGACCCUAAUGAGUGUUAGUCAAACCGACUCUGAGGAAGAUGUUGUAGGGAGCUUCCUAGGGCCCAGGCAACGGAAAACACACAGGAGACGGAAUAGCGCACGGUCUACCCAAUCUUUCAGCAGUACUCCACCUAGCAAUACAGGAAUUGUCGAUAGUAAGGUUAUGUCAUUGGAUGAUGCGCUGAAAGUCACUGGGAUCUACAAACCUCAACAAGUAAUGGCCAUCGGCCAUGCACCUUCCACCGCUAAUCGCCACACAUAUCAGUACUUCUCUAACCGAUAUCUGAUACGUAUGGAAAAGGAUAAUUUUGCCAAGUAUGAUUUUACUCCAACCAAUGUCCGUAUGACUUCUACCACGGAGCAUUUUGCCAGGACAGCGGAGGCUGUUGGCCACUAUCGUCUAGCCCAGACUUGGCGACUCGUCGGAUACACCAUGAAUAUUCUGCUUACCAGACGUGCCGAAUACCAUCGCCAAUCCAGGUUGGCUGUACCAGAGCCCCCCAAAAAGGCGGAUAAACAGCAUAAGCUAAAGCAGGAUGUUGCAGCGCUGCAGAGCAAAAUAGACCAUGAUCUGGAGACACCUCGAAGGCAGCCGCGUGCUCAAACUCCUCAAGAUAGCCCGCUCCAGCGGCCCACCAGAUCCACCGUUAUGGCAGAUGCGGAGAGCACGUCGAAUGUUGCCACGCCCCUUGCCCGCCCCGUGGAUGACGAUAUUGUCGAUCGGACAAGAGAGGCAAUGCUCACACCAAUAACGGUCGAUGACGACGUUCUAAACCUUCCUGAAGCAGCUCAUUCAACAAGCCCCAGUCCUAUACCAGUACCUGGGGCUGAGGUGAGAACGUCGAGUAUAGAAGGAUAUGAUUUCUACGGCAUGGAAACGUUCUCUCCCCCAAUAGUGGAAUUCCAUCCACCACAACGAAAACAGCCACUUAGACUUGAUGAUUUCAUGAAACAUAAUCGCUCACCUGAGAACCGCCAGCUCAGCCGGCAUGAUUCGGGAGAAAGCUUUCAGAUGUUUUCAACAUCUAACGAGUCUCACCAAGCGAAGUUCUUGAGUUCAUCUGAGAGUGACGCCGGACGCUCGUUACCAGAUCGUGUUUCAGGUCGAGAGGAUAGUUCGUCCUUUAAUCCCAGCAAUUCAGAGGCUCCUAGUCAAUCUGAUAGCUCAUACAAACAUCCUCCAACAAACUCUGACCAAUCGAACGGCGAUAAACGCAAUGAGAUGCGUCAAAGCCCGACAAACCCACCUAUUCUCCGUCUACAAGAGGCUUCCAUGCAAUCUACCAGUAACAGUGACGAGCUAAACACGCCGGAAGAAGAAUCUGUCAGACCACCAUCGGGCGGCGAAGUGAUAUCCGAAGACCCGAAUAUAGUCGAGAGUGAUUAUCUCCCAUGGCCAAAUGACCCACACUUCACAGUGGCCCCCAUAGACCCAUCAAUCUUAGUCCAACGCUCUAUCGACUUCGAGACCAAAACCAGUGCAUUGAACGCCGCAGCAAUGGUCCUCCUGCUCCGCCCCUUUCUUCCUGCCUCCGCGAUCGAUGAAAUCCAAGCUGGUGCCAUAUUACGACAAUACCACCACCGUUUAACGAGCAUGAAACUCUUCAUGGAAGCAGCGCUCCUCCGCAACCUCUGCGUCCCGCUCUAUCCAUCCGUUUUCGCCCCCGCGCAAGAAAACAUAACCAUCGGCUACUUCUGCACAUCAUGUCAAAAACCCCUGGAGAACGACCCUCUAAUACCGAAUUCCGUCUGGCACUGUCCGCGCUGUGAGCGCGCCAUCGAGGGCUGUGCAGUCUGCCGCCAUCGAGAGCUAGACCCUGAUCUUACUUACGAAGAUCAAGAUGCUUCUUCUCUCGAGUCAUUGGCGCUAUGGUGGCUCUGUCCGGGCUGCGGCCACGGCGGUCACACCACAUGUAUGCAAGCCUGGCACUCGGGGCCGGAAUUCGAUGAGGGCUCUAAAGUAUCUGGUGGUUGCUGUCCUCUUGAAGGGUGUCUGCAUCCUUGUCUCCCUGGGACAUGGCGAGCGCAGCGAUGGGAGGAGAAGAAAAUGGCCAAGGCCAGGGAGUUAGAGAGUUUGGUGAGGGAGAGUUCACGAGCCGGUGCGAGGGCGGUCGGAGUCGGGAGAGGGGGUGUGAGGAGAGAUAAUAGGGAGGUUAACCAGAGUAAGGCUGUUGAAGGUGUCAGGGUUGCGCUAGGUGUGGGCGUAGGCGGGGCAACCGAUAGAGGGCCUGGGCUGGAACGGAAGAAGAGUGUUAAACUUGUUGCGCCUGGGGAGGAGGGAGGCUAA
Venustampulla echinocandica is the source of this 3693-nucleotide messenger RNA. RefSeq lists its product as uncharacterized. Gene Ontology annotation, biological process: positive regulation of TOR signaling. The coding region runs from base 1 to 3693 and encodes 1230 amino acids. Gene Ontology annotation, molecular function: protein binding. The record is from RefSeq and is a predicted model, not a curated record. The transcript has a single exon. Lineage: Eukaryota; Fungi; Ascomycota; Leotiomycetes; Helotiales; Pleuroascaceae.